Messenger RNA from Trachemys scripta elegans, 4332 nucleotides. RefSeq names its product SH3 domain containing 19 (gene SH3D19). The transcript is spliced from 22 exons. Lineage: Eukaryota; Metazoa; Chordata; Testudines; Emydidae. Gene Ontology annotation, molecular function: protein binding. Bases 478 to 3774 code for a protein of 1098 amino acids. The record is from RefSeq and is a predicted model, not a curated record.
AGUUUCCUGUUGACACCGGAAUAUUGUGAAUGGGCAGGAAAAGCAAACGCCACCUUCUUUCAUUUUCCUUUAACUUUCCCUCCCCUCCCCAACCUGGCUGUGUGGGUGCGCCUCUCUCUCCUCCCAACCUGCGUCCGGCUGAGCCUUGCUGGGGAAGGGAGGCGAGGAAAAGGCCCAAAGAGGAUCCUCCACGCCUAGGCUUAAACUUCAGAGAAGAGGGAGGCGGAGUGAAAAGGCGAGAGAUUUGCAGGGAGUUGCCGGCUGCCGGGGCAGACGAGAGAAGAGGUGCAGGUGCAGAGUGGGGCGGCUCGAAAGGGCAGCUCUGCCCCGGGGACCGCAGCGUGCCCCCCCCCCCCAGCGCUGGGGCGUUCGCUGCUCACUCACUGAGCGAGACAAAGAACCCCCCGGUCGCGCGCUCUCUGCGCUUGGGCAUGGGGGUGCCUGCUUUCUAAAUGCCCCCUCCUGCACCCCUCGCUGAUGGCUGAAGCCUGGAGGCUGGAGGACGAGGAAGAGGAGCUGAGGGAGUUCGGCAGAAGGCACAGAAGGCGGAACCUGAACUCUGCAGCAGAUCGCUCUGAAAGAAAUAAACCAGACUAUCGUUCCUCAGGCCAAGGACCCCUGUCAUCCAUUAGAGCAGCAAUCAAGAGAACUUCUCGGACUUCUUCUCAUACCGAACAUCAGAGAGAUAGAAGACGUCCUGAGAUUACAAUAGUUGCUGCUGAGCCUCUCAGACCAUCCUCCUGGUUUCCAGGUGGAAAUGUCACUCCACAAGGAUUAGGAUUCCCUCCUCCUUCCCAGACUAACUGGAGGACAAAUGAGCUUGUUCCAGCUGAGCUUCCACCAUCUUAUGAGCAGGUGAUAAAAGAAAUUAACCAAGUGCAAGUCAAUACAACAAAUAACAAUAAUGCUGCUGCUGCUUCUAGAUGCACUGCUACGUCUGCAACACAGACUGACUUUCCAGAGGAAAUAAUCAGCCAUUUGCCAAGAAGUAAUGUAAAAAACAACCUACCUACUCUCUGUGAAUCUGAACUUGUUCAAGCAGUGCAAAGUCCUCUCAAACCUCCCAGACCUCUCUUAAAUAGCAAUCCUUCAGAAAAUGAGGCUCCCUUAGUUGUCUCUGAAGUGUCUGAAGAAUGGAAGUGCCAAGAAAAUCCCAGUAAUGUGACCGGUCCACUGCCAAAACCAAGAUCAAAAGGCAAUCUCAGACCUGUGGUCAGAGAUAUUCAAAGCAAAUCACAAGACAAUCAGGAAGAAGUGAGCCAGCCUCGAGCUGAAAGGGAGCUAUCUCCAAGUCAGCCAGUGUCCCUCUUAGAUAAUAGCUUAUUGGACAAUCACAUGGUGAUGAACAGUAUGAAUACAGAAAAAAGCCAAAAUAGUAUUGGUUCAAGGAUCAAAGCUUUUGAAUCCCAAGCAAAUUCUGAUAUCUCAGGAUUAUCAAAGAAACCAGAAAUUGCUCCACGAUCAUUUGUCCCAAGACCAACUGUUUCUGCAAAGAAGCCAAUAAUAGCUCCAAAACCAGAGCUAGGGGCCAGGAGAGCUUCAGGAGAGUCGGGUUCAUGGACAGAAAACACACAAAAAGAUAUAUCCAGGAAAUGGCACUCUCAACCUCAAGAAGCCAGAAGUAAUGUCAUAACCAAACCUGAAUUGCCAAAGAAACCAAAACCUGGCCUUGUAAAAAGUACUAGUAAUGAUUUGCUUGAUGCAAGGAAUGGGUCAGCUUCAGAGAACAAUGAUGAACAGAAGAAAUUCCCAGUUCCUGCUCCAAGGCCACUCGUUCCCAAAAAGUCUCUUUCUGUAGAAAGUCCUGCCCCUCAUUUGACUUUACUAAAACCAAUCAUCACUGCUUCCAGUCUCUCGGUAGCUACCCAAGCAACAGCUUUCAAGUCCCUGAGAGAAUCAUCGGCUCCAACCAACCUCUCAACAUGUACUUUGCAAAGUAAACCAGUUGGGGAAGGAGAUCUUAUCAGUUUUGAUGAUGACGUUUUGCCCCCUAGUUCAGUUAGUGCAGUUCAAGAAUGUACCAGUUCUGAAGCAGAUGUUUUGAGAAAAGGAAGGAAAAGUAGUUGGACAAAACAGGUUGUGGUGGUGCUGCUGCCUCCCUUAUCAGCUUUAAGCCCAGUGGAUCCCUUUCAAUUCUCCUCCAAAACCGAGCCUGCAAAGGAACAGACAGUUCAACCAGCUAUAGCACGAAAGCCUACUGUGAUCAGAAUCCCAUCUAAACCAGGGAAAUCUUUAAAUGAAGUUCCACAUAUUCCUCCACCUCUUCCUUCUGAAAAACCAAUUGGGAACACCUCUGGGAUCGUUGCUGGAAAGCCUAGUAAUGCCAAACAAACAAGGAAAGGGGAAUCUGAACAUCCAGAUCCAACAGGUACUUCUUGGACAGAGCCUGUGCUGCCCCCUAGGCCUGUGGAUGGAAAAAUUGUACCAGCUCGACUGCCUCCACCUAAAGGCAUUCCUGGAAGGCCACCUCCACCAAAACACUCUGGAACCAAGACCUCUUCCCAAAAGGACCCUGUUUGCCGAUCCUCGUCUGACCUGACACUCCAUAAAAAACAUGACAUGUUUGGAAUGGGAGUCAAGAGAGCAAAGAGUCAAGUUUUAAAAAAUCAAGACCCAGCAUUACCGCCUCGACCUAAACCAGGGCACACUCUCUACAAUAAAUACAUGCUGCCUGUGCCUCAUGGAAUUGCCAAGGAAGAUUUCUCUCCUAGAAACCCUGGAGAACUCGGCUGCAAGCAUGGGGAUGUUCUUGUGCUGCUGGAGCAGAUCGACAGCAAUUACUUCAAGUGCCAAAAGGGAGGGGAAACCGGCAAAGUGCACUUGUCUCAUAUGAAGAUAAUCACCCGCCUAGAUGAGCAUCUGACAAGCAAGCAAAAGGAUUCAAACGAUAUUCAGAGGGUUUCUGACAAAAGUGCUCCUCAUGCUGUAGUGCUGCAUGAUUUUCCAGCAGAACAUGCUGAUGAUUUGGACCUCCAUUCUGGAGAGACUGUUUAUCUUCUGGAGAAAAUAGAUAAUGAGUGGUACAGAGGAAAACUCGGGAAUCGCACAGGGAUAUUUCCUGCCAACUUCGUUAAAGUGAUUAUUGAUGUUCCAGAGGAAGAGAACAGGAAAAAAGUAUUGUUUUCAUCACCAUGUAUUACGGGUCCGAGAUGCGUAGCUCGGUUUGAAUAUAUCGGAGAUCAGAAAGAUGAGCUAAGUUUUUCAGAAGGUGAAAUUAUUCUUCUUAAGGAAUAUGUAAAUGAAGAAUGGGCCAGUGGAGAGCUGAAAGGCACAUCUGGAAUUUUCCCCUUGAACUUUGUGGAAAUUAUUGAAGAUCUGCCUGGAUUAGGUGUAGGAGCACCACUGAAGAACAAGAGGGAGAGUUCUGCUUGUCUUUCUCAGACUGAUAGACAGUCUGGAGAGUGGUGUGAAGCGCUUCAUGAUUUUACAGCAGAAACCAAUGAAGACUUAUCCUUUAAAAAGGGAGACUACAUCCAGAUAUUGGAGCAUGUGGACUCAGAGUGGUGCAGAGGGAGACUGAAUGAUAGCGAAGGCAUUUUCCCAGCAGUUUUUGUUCAGACCUGCUCCGCUGGAGUAAAGACAGCACAGUCUCCAGGAUGCAGGAAAGGAAAAGCCAAGGCUUUGUAUGACUUCCAGGGAGAGAAUGAGGAUGAGCUCUCCUUCAAGGCAGGUGAUAUGAUAACAGAGUUGGAACCUGUAGAUGAAGACUGGAUGAGUGGAGAAGUACAAGGCAAAUCUGGAAUAUUUCCCAAGAAUUUUGUUCAAGUUCUAUAGAUAUCAUAGGGAUGGAGCCCAGUUCUGCUCACUAGGCAUAUGGAAGCAAAUGCUUAUCUAGCACAAAGGCACAUUAUACUUCAGCAAACAAAGAACUACCAUCUUUGUUGUCACUUGAGUUAUUACUUUGACUAUCAAAUAUGAUUUGCACUAUAUUGUCCAGAAAGAGAACCACAUCAUAUAUAACAUAUUAAUUCCUGAAACACCAACAUUUGCCGUGACAACAAAACUUAGUCAUACUUUGUGAAUGUUCCACAUGAGCUAGCAAACAGAAUUUCCACAGGAUUUUUAAUAGUUUCCAGCUAGGGAAAUUAAAUGUAGUACAAUAUCUUACAAAUUAAGUGAACUGCAUUCUAGUAGUUGACCUGAUCUGGUAUUUCAUUUAUCCUGCAUACAAUUUGCAUAAAUUAAGAUUGUUUAAUAGGCUUUUUAGAAAUACAUUUAUUUUGCAGAUUUAAGUAUUGUAUGUUAAAUAUGUAUACCACAUUUUUGAUUUUCAGAUUUCACUACUGCUUGAGUUAAUAUCCUCAUUAGCAAUAAAAAGCAGUUGUUUUAGGA